Messenger RNA from Electrophorus electricus (electric eel), 1109 nucleotides. Lineage: Eukaryota; Metazoa; Chordata; Actinopteri; Gymnotiformes; Gymnotidae. The record is from RefSeq and is a predicted model, not a curated record.
CGACAGCGAGACGCGUCUGAGAUCCAAAUGGCGUGAGCACAGCGGACCGAAAGCAAAGUUGCACGGGACCUUAAAGACGUACAGGAAACGAGUCGAAGAAGAUGGACUGUGCAGAGGAUGAGUUCUCUCUUAAUGGAGAAUGUCAUAAGUGUCUGCAAUGCCCACCAGGCCAAGAGCUCAAAGAGGACUGCGGAUAUGGGCUGGGUGUGUCUGCUACUUGCGGAGUGUGUGAGCUGCAUUGGUUCAAGGCAGCCUGGGGCUCUCACCUCUGCAGGAUGUGCCAGAACUGCAGACGCCUCAACAGACAGAAAGUGAUGUCAUGUACACAGACACACAAUGCAGUGUGUGGAGACUGUUUACCUGGGUUCUACAGUAAAAGGCGAUUGGACGGACUGCAGGAUUUGGAAUGUCUGCCAUGUGGGCCCGCCCACUUCAGAAGUGUGCAGUGUAGAAGUGUUGGGAGGGAGGACAUGAUAGAACAGGUCUGGAGCUCAGAGGCUCCGCCUCCCAGUUCUACUGUCAUGAUGACCACUUGUGUGGCAGCCGUUACCAUGGUGAUCUUUUUGUUUGCCAUUGUGGUAUUAAUGUACCAAGGAUUUGGCUCACUCAAGAAACUGCUCAGAGGUUGCCUGUCACCACCCAGUUCCAGUCACAGUGACCCUGCGGUUGCUGCCUCCAUCUCUGUUGCUGUGACAACGGAGCACACAGUGACCCAGGAAGGAGGAGUGGCUUCAGAGGCCCUGAGCAUCAGGGGGCGCCACUGUGCGGGGGUGCAGGAGGAAGGCUGGGGCCGUCACGGCCCGGUGGAGUGCACGGAACUAGACUGCCUAAACUUGGCAGCAGACGUCUGAAGUCUCAGCUAAAGGAAAAUGGCUUUGUGUCUUUACAAGACCACACACAGAACCUGAGGAGCCACUUACAGUACAGCUGCAGAACUGGAACCUCUCCAUAUCAGAAAAACACGGAACUACAGAACUGGAACCUCUCCAUAUCAGAAAAACACGGAACUACAGAACUGGAAGCUCUCCAUAUCAGGAAAACACGGAACUACAGAACUAGAAGCUCUCCAUAUCAGGAAAACACGGAACUACAGAACUGGAACCUCUCCA